AUGAACGAGGUCGACAUUCAACAACUCUAUAACGAACAAAUUCAAGACGAUCUCAUUCGACGUACUCGCGAGGCAGUCAGCAACCUCAUUGAACUAUGUCCUCAUGAAUUCGGUCUCGAGAACUUGAUUCCUUGCGAUGCAAGCUUUCGUUCCACGGUCCCUGAACGGCUGGCUCAAUUAUACCAAGAAGUAUGCGAGUAUUGCACUGAAGCCAGUAUUCCUUUUGACCAUGCUUGGCAUUGGGCGUUGGUAUGGCGACAACAGCUCUCAUACAAAACAUUGGCAGAGCGAUAUGGAAGAGAACGAGUGGUAUCAACUUCACAUCCUCGAUCACGCAAGGCUGUGGCACAAAUCUACUUGGAUGGAUUGGAUCAAUACAUGCAAUGGUUUCCUUGGUCAUGGUUUUCGAGCAUGCAAUUCAUUGGUGCUGGUGGUUUCUCGGCCGUGUAUGCAUCCGUGAUCAGCCCACCUUAUGAUUUGGAACCUACACGUAUCGCUCUCAAGAUUGUGGAUGAUAAAGUAUUAAAUGAGAUUGCUGUUCAAUCAAAGGCGUUCCUACCAUUGUUAUUCCAAGGAUUGACUGUUUGUGAGAGCACGGGUGAUUUGAUGAUGGUGAUGAAGUUGAGCAAUGAUGGUAAUCUGGAGGACCAUAUGAAAUUGCUUCCUUUGGGAGACUUGGACCUAAAGACGAUCACCGGCACCAUUCUACGACUUGCUGCCAAUCUUGCUGAUUUGCAUAAGGUUGGCAUGUGUCAUCGCAACGUCCACCCACGCAACAUUGUAUGCACCGACAGCGAUUACUUUUUACUUGAUUAUCGAUUUUCAACACCGAGUAAAGAAUCAACACCCGUGACAACAUACACCAAGGCAGUUUAUGGAAGACUACCGUAUAUAGCGCCUGAAGUAAGAUCUGGAACGUAUACAGAGAAAUCCGAUAUCUUCAGCUUGGGAGUGAUUAUAUGGCAAUUGGUGAGCAAAGUGAUAUUCCCAUCACCCGAUGUAUUACUGGAUGGAGAUCAUGGCGAAGACAAUGUAUAUCGCAUCACGGUGGUACCAGGAAUUCCAGAGUGGUAUGAAAAGCUCUAUGUGGCAUGCCUUGAACCACAUCCAGAAAAUCGACCCGAUGCAAGUGAGAUUUGUCAGGCGCUACAACCUAUCCAUGAGAGUCUCGAAUAUUCUGUCCCACUCGGACCCAAGGUCACUGAAUACAUUGUUGCUCGACGUGCUGAAGUGGCCGAUCAUUUACGCACCUAUGCCAAGGUCAAGGGUAUCGUUUCUGCAUCUACCACUCGGCUCUAUACCCUUUCAAAUUUGCCUGUCGUCGCACACUUUUUUGAUCUUCCAUUUACUAAUCUUCGUUUCUCGGCAAUUUGGCCUCCUCCUACAUUGACAACAUCUCCUGCUGCUAAUGCGCCAACCACAACAACAGCCACUACCACAACCACAACCACCACAACAGCACCAGCCAUUGCAGCUGUUCCAACUCCUCCCCCCGCAUCCCCUUCACUUUCCGAAUUCAUCGCUACUGACAUUGCAACUACAACAACCCCUACUCCCACUACCAUUGAUAACUCUACUAACAACAACACAACUACCAAUUCCGCCACAACACCUGCAUCGACUAAUGGCGUCAAUUUAUUAUGA
Messenger RNA from Lichtheimia ornata, 1644 nucleotides. RefSeq lists its product as uncharacterized. Lineage: Eukaryota; Fungi; Mucoromycota; Mucoromycetes; Mucorales; Lichtheimiaceae. The record is from RefSeq and is a predicted model, not a curated record. Bases 1 to 1644 code for a protein of 547 amino acids. Gene Ontology annotation, biological process: protein phosphorylation. The transcript has 3 exons. Gene Ontology annotation, molecular function: protein kinase activity; ATP binding.